Miniopterus natalensis is the source of this 3668-nucleotide messenger RNA. RefSeq names its product PHD finger protein 13 (gene PHF13). Gene Ontology annotation, molecular function: chromatin binding. Gene Ontology annotation, biological process: mitotic chromosome condensation. The record is from RefSeq and is a predicted model, not a curated record. Gene Ontology annotation, cellular component: nucleus. Lineage: Eukaryota; Metazoa; Chordata; Mammalia; Chiroptera; Miniopteridae.
CUCAGACUACAUUUCCCGACAGGCCUCGCGGAUCUCCCGCCCUCCCUCCUGAGACACGAGCCGAACUGGGCGUCAGGUCGGGGAGCCGGUCGGGUUCCCGCUCGCCGCCGCCGCCGCCGCCCCCCGCCCGUAGCGACUCUCCCGCCUCUCCUGCCGCGCCGGCCGCGGGAGCUGCAUCGCUAACUCUGCUCCGCCUUGGAGCCGCUGGUCCGGGAGCACAGAGUCCGGGGCGCGACACGCAGAGCCCCCCCAUCAUCUCUAGCCGGGGCGACCCCUCCCCGGUCCGCCCUGAUCCUACGCGGCCGCCGGAGCCCCCAGCCUCCAGCGGUCCCACGGGCCGGUGUCCGCAUUCCGGCCCCUGCACUCCCGCAGCCGCCGCCCCCCACCCUGAACAUGGACUCCGACUCCUGCGCCGCCGCCUUCCACCCUGAGGAGUACUCCCCCGGUUACAAGAGGCGUAGGACCGUGGAAGAUUUCAACAAAUUCUGUACCUUUGUCUUGGCCUAUGCUGGCUACAUCCCUUAUCCAAAGGAGGAACUCCCUUUGAGGAGCAGCCCUAGCCCUGCCAACAGCACCACAGGUACAAUUGACAGCGAUGGCUGGGAUGCUGGUUUCACUGACAUCUCAUCUGCCGUGCCCUUGCCAGUCUCCGACCGCUGCUUUGGCCACCUGCAGCCCGCCCUCUUGCAGCGAGCCAAGCCCAGUAACUUCCUGCUGGACAGAAAGAAGACCGACAAGCUGAAGAAGAAGAAGAAGAGGAAGCGAAGGGACAGCGAUGUGCCCGUGAAGGAGGGGUACAUGGGCAGCUUGCUGAAGCUGGAAGCCGCCGAUCCGUAUGUGGAGACCCCCACGAGCCCCACCCUGCAGGAUAUCCCUCAGGCCCCUGGCGAUCCCUGCUCGGGCUGGGACUCCGAUACUCCUUCCAGCGGGUCUUGUGCCACGGUGUCACCUGAUCAGGUCAAAGAAAUAAAAACUGAAGGCAAACGGACUAUCGUCCGGCAGGGAAAGCAGGUGGUGUUCCGAGACGAGGACAGCACUGGCAAUGACGAGGACAUAAUGGUGGAUUCAGACGAUGACUCGUGGGACCUUGUCACCUGCUUCUGCAUGAAGCCGUUUGCCGGCCGCCCGAUGAUAGAGUGUAAUGAAUGCCAUACUUGGAUUCACCUGUCCUGUGCCAAAAUCCGGAAAUCCAACGUUCCUGAAGUGUUUGUCUGCCAAAAGUGCCGGGACUCCAAGUUCGACAUCCGCCGUUCCAACCGUUCCCGAAUGGGCUCCCGGAAGCUCUUUCUGGACUGACUGCUGGCAAGCGAGGAGACUGUGGGUGGAGAAUUGGAAGGGACGGGACAAUGGGCUUUUUGGCCCCUUUCUUAGUUGAGCACAGAACUCUCAGCUCUGGUGCAGGCAGACCCCUGCCAUUCAGGUGCCUAAGCAAAAGGACAGGCUGUCCAAGGUAUAAACUGUACAUAGCCAGUGACUGAAUAAAGUCCUCGUAGGCCAAAGCUGCUGCUAGAGCUGUGUUCUCUGCAGUGGAGGCAGGCUAAACAUCCCAGUACAGUGGGUUUGGUGCAGCUGAAAAUGAGGGUCCGUAGUAGUUGUGAAUUCUUGCUAUCAUAACAAACUCCCGCCGAUUGGAACAAGUGCUAACUGUUAACUUCUGCUUCCGGUGUGUUGGGGACAAAUGUUUCCCCGGCCUGUUAACAAACAGCCAUACGUGCAAACUUUUUCUCGAGUGUAAGUCUUUUACCAUAAGUGUCUGUACAGCAACCAUCAGAGCUGCCCCUCCCUUAGUAGUCCGCCUUCUCCCUGCCUCGUUGCUGCCUCUGGCCCCGGGGCUGCCUGCUGGACUUCUCUGGUCUCUGAGAGGAGCUGGGGGUGGUGGGCGAGCUAGGGUCCCUAGUUUUCUUUCUGUUCCUUAAAAGGGAUAGUGUGUGGCCACUUCUCUGUAGAAAGAGGGUAGGUUGGGAGAUUCAGGUGGCCCGUGUUCUUAACUCAGUUUCCUGUUUUGCACGAUGUAAAAAACCUGUCUUUUUGCACGAUAUAGCCAAAAGUAUUGGCAGAUUUUUGCCUGGGUGCCCUUUCUCUCCAGUUGGCGUAUGGGUGCCUGUGGAUGCCCAGGCAGAGUGUUUCCAAGUGAGGGGGCACUUUGAUUCCCUCCUUGUCUCUUCCCCUAGCAUUAUUCCAGUAGCAGCAUAAAGGUUAGGCAGUCACUGGGGAAUGGCAUUCCUCUAUGUGAUGGGUGAAGGAAAAUUGGGAGGAGGGCCUCUCCCACGGGUGAUUAUUAGUGUCCCCUCAUACAGGUUGGCCUGCUGGUUCCACAGGCCAAGGUUAGGACUUGAAGGCUUUUUGGUUUGCGUUGGUGAGUGAUAUGGUAACAUUGGCCUCCGGGUAUAUACCAUUGAACUGUGCAGAGUUCCUCAGAUCUGGACUGGGGACACUCUUGCGGGUGUGAUUCUAGAGAAGCCAGGGAGUUUGCUCCUGAAGGCCUGUGGGGCUCUGCUCCAGGUCAGUGUACCCUGGGACACUGGUGGUUCUGGGGCUCUGAGGGGGCGGAAGGCUUCAGCUUUGUUCCAAAUUGACAUUACUUUUUAGCAGUUCAAAUACUUGUUCUCAAAAAUGUUUUUUGUUUUUUUGUAAAUCGAUGGAUGUGUUUUCAUAUACAUUGUUUUUUGUAAAAGCAUGAAAAGGGAAGAAUGCCCAAGUUGGUCAUAUUUGUUUACAGCAGGAUGGACCCUAGUCUCCCUGCCAGGGGCUUCUGCACUUGGCAUCCUUGUGCAGGGCCACCAGGCGGACUCCCUCCACUCUCUCACUGAAGCACCAAGGGUUUGAACUGUAAUUGGCUAGUCAGAGCCCAUAUUUUGUCCUAGUAUCAUUCAUGCUUAACAAGCCAACUGCCUUUUUUUGUUCUGCUUUUAAUUCUGUUGCUUUUAUUAACACAAAAAUAGACAUAGUUUCUGAAACCCAGUUUAUUGUCAAGAUCCCCAAGGGAGAAGUGCUGUAGAGAGAAAUGGUAAGAAGCUGGUUCAGAAACAACCUUCUCCCCAGACAGCUGUCUCUGGCUCUGACGAGGGCAAAUGUGCAGGAGAAGUUGGGAGAGGAAUUUGCCAAAGAUCUGCCCCAGGACAUUGCCUGUCCAGUGUCGUCACCACGAGAAUAGCCAAAGUUCCAAAGUUUUUUUCUUUCUUUUUUUAAAUAACCACAAAGUUUUAAAGGUGCAUUUAAUAGUAUGUGUCAUUUUACAGUGGAAUGGCCAACACUAGUGAUUGCUAUUUGCUCUUAUAAGGUUCAAGGCCUGGCAACUCCUGGAAGGCUGUCGAUGGUCAUCUCAAUUUGUUUCUUCAUUUCUUUUUUGUUCUUUUGACAGGUGUACCCCUGUGGGUGGUGUCUAAGAAGUCAAGACACCUUGGUUUUGUGUUGAUUGAGCUGGCAGCUGCAAUCAGCUUUAUGCAAAUUAGGCACAGCCCGACUAGGGGCUCCUGGUUGGUGGCUGAUGAAGUGAGGGGAGGGAAAGAUGUCACCCCCAGAGCAGGCCCUUCCCAUUGGCUUUGGCCAGGCCAGACACUUAACAUCGUUUACAUGGUUCUGUGUAAUUGUAAAGUUUAUGUGUAAAAAGCGAAGCUGUUUCUGUGAAACUGUAUAUUUGUAAAUAAAGAUAUUGCUACUUUGAGGUU